Messenger RNA from Oryza brachyantha (malo sina), 1999 nucleotides. Its product is annotated as putative clathrin assembly protein At5g57200. Gene Ontology annotation, cellular component: clathrin-coated vesicle; clathrin-coated pit. Bases 36 to 1766 code for a protein of 576 amino acids. Gene Ontology annotation, molecular function: 1-phosphatidylinositol binding; clathrin heavy chain binding; phosphatidylinositol-4,5-bisphosphate binding. The transcript is spliced from 15 exons. The record is from RefSeq and is a predicted model, not a curated record. Lineage: Eukaryota; Viridiplantae; Streptophyta; Magnoliopsida; Poales; Poaceae. Gene Ontology annotation, biological process: clathrin coat assembly; clathrin-dependent endocytosis; vesicle budding from membrane.
UCAUCGGAGAGGGAGAGGGAGAGGGCGAGGGCGCCAUGGGGUCAUGGCGCAAGGCCUACGGCGCCCUCAAGGACUCCACCAAGGUCGGCCUCGCCAAGGUCAACAGCGACUUCAAGGAGUUGGAUAUUGCAAUUGUAAAGGCCACCAACCAUGUGGAGUGCCCUCCAAAGGAGAGGCAUGUUAGAAAAAUUUUCUUCGCAACCUCGAUAAACCGCCCUCGAGCAGAUGUUCAAUAUUGCAUAUAUGCAUUGUCAAGAAGAUUGGCUAAGACAAAGAAUUGGAUAGUUGCAUUGAAGACACUGAUAGUGCUACAUAGGCUCUUGAGAGAAGGUGAUCCUACAUUCAAAGAAGAGUUCCUAGCCUACACACAUAGGGGAAAUGUUUUGCAGAUGGCAAACUUUAAGGAUGACUCAAGCCCAUUAGCUUGGGAUUGCUCCGCAUGGGUUCGCACCUACGCGUUCUUCCUGGAGGAACGGCUCGAGUGCUUUAGAGUUUUGAAAUUCGAUAUCGAAACCGAGCGUUUGAUGAAAUCUCCUCAAUGUUCUAGCAAGGCACAUAGUAGAACCAGAACCUUGCCUUGCCUUGAUCUUAUGGAGCAGUUGCCUGCUUUGCAGCAGCUGCUUUUCAGGCUUAUGGGUUGCCAGCCUGAAGGAGCAGCCGGCACGAACUACCUUAUCCAAUAUGCAUUAGCCCUGGUUUUGAAGGAGAGCUUCAAGAUCUACUGUGCAAUCAAUGAUGGUAUCAUCAAUCUUGUUGAUAUGUUCUUUGACAUGCCAAAAUAUGAUGCUCUCAAGGCUCUUGCUAUCUAUAAACGAGCUGGCCAUCAGGCAGAAAAUCUUGCUGACUUUUACGAUUUCUGCAAAGAACUUGAGCUUGCCAGGACAUUUCAGUUUCCUACUCUAAGGCAGCCACCCCCAUCAUUCCUUGCAACAAUGGAAGAGUACAUCCGAGAAGCACCUCGGCCCUUGAUUAAGGGUGUGGAGAAUGAUGAGAGGAAGCUACUGACCUACCACCAAGAAGCUCCAAAGGAACCUGAAAGUCCAUUGAAAGAGGAGGAAGAUGAUCCUGCAGAGCCUGAACAAGAAGUAGAGCCUCAACCUGAGCCUGAACAAGAACCAGAGCCACCCCAAAUUACUGGAGAUCUACUAAACUUGGAUGCAGAGGUGAAUCCAUUGGUUGCAGAACUAGAAGAAAACAAUGCAUUGGCACUAGCCAUUGUGGCACCAGGUGAUCAAAGCCAGGCAUCAACUUGCCAAGACUUGUUUUCCGGCAAUACAUCUGGUUGGGAGCUGGCACUGGUCACUGCUCCAAGCAGCCACACUAGCCAAGCAGUUCAACCUAGACUGGCUGGAGGUUUUGACAAGCUGCUGCUCGACAGCCUCUACGAAGACGAAGCGAGGAGGCAGCAGAUCGCCAGCUUCACCUACAAUGGUGGCACAGGAGGAGCAGCCAACCCUUUCGUCACCAACGAUCCAUUCGCCACGUCAAGCAGCUUCGCGCCGCCGUCGAAUGUCCAGCUGGCAAUGCUGAGUCAGCAGCAUCAGUACUACCAGCAACAGUAUUAUUACCAGCCUCAGCUGCAUCAUUUCCAGGAUCAGCAACAGAUACAGACCAUGUAUUUUCAGGCACAUGAGAUGUACUACUACCAGCAGCAUCAGAUGUACCCUGCAACUCAGGCUGGAUAUUCCAAUCCAUUUGGUGACCCUUUCAGUGACCUUGUACCAAUGCCUGCCCCUCCAAAACAAGGCCAUUCGAGCCUGCUUUGAACUUGGCCGGUCCUGCUGUUGCUGAUCCCAAGCAAUUAACAUAGAUAACUUGAGAAUUAAGAUGUAAUUCUGACAUCUUGCUUUCUCUUGCAAUGUCCGCAUUUUACUGAUAUCGGCACUGCAAUAUCCACAUUAGCGCUCGUCGACGGCGGCGAUGAUUGCUCUACGUGCAUUUGGAGGCAAGGUACUUCGCCAUGAUCGUAUUUAGAGCAGGUACAAUGGCAUGCUAUUUA